GUUGACUUCUAUCAAUUCAUGUCAACGCCCUGGUGUCACAAACAGAUGUCAAUUUCAUAAAAAAUCUAUUCUAAAUUUUUUGGCGAAGCGUGUUUUGAUCUUUUGAUACUUGUUUGUUUAUUGGCACGUGUUUGAAAAAUACUUUUGACCUGUUGGAAUAAAAUUCAUAGGAGAUAAUGGUCGUGUUUACAUGCGGUCACUGUGGGGAGUCUGUUCAGAAGCCUAAAGUGGAAAAACAUUAUUUAACUAAAUGCAGGAACAAGAAUCCCAACGUUUCGUGUAUGGACUGUUUUAAGGAUUUUCUAGGCAAUGAUUAUGAGGCUCAUACAAAAUGUAUUACUGAGGAAGAACGUUAUUCAGGCAAGGGCUUCGUUCCUAAGGAGAAGAAAGGAGAAAAGAAACAAAAUGUCUGGGUGGACAUGAUACAAUCUGUACUUGAUGAGCAAGAAAACGCAUCCAGUAACGUGUUAAGGAUCAUAGAAACCAUAAGUAAACACAACAACACACCCAGGAAGAAACCGAAAUUCGUUAACUUUGUUAAAAAUGUUUGCGGGAGUAAAACAAAUAUUAAAGACAUUGACCAGGCAUGGGAGGUAAUUUCGGUUAAAUUAACCGAAUUGUCCAAUCUGACUGCUCAGAAUGUUCUUAAGAAAAAAGAGGAAAAGGCAGAGUCAGCUAAAGAGGCCACUGUUGAUGAAAAAAAGCAAAAUGGUCAUGCCACUGAUGGUACUGUAGAAAAUGGUAAAGCAAUUAAUGGAGAAGGUACACAAAAUGGAAAAGAAAUUAAUGGAGCAUCAGAUGACCAAGAAGAUGAAGAAAAUAAGAUAGUACAAAAUGGAGGGGAUAAAUCUGAGCAGAAACUUUCCAAGAAACAAAGAAAAGAAGAGAAGAAGCGUAGAAAAUAUGAAGCAGAACUGCAAAGUGUUGAAGCAGCGCCGGAACAACCUCAGGAGGAGGAAACUGAAGUGCUUGCAGUGAAGAAGGGCAAGAAGAAUAAGAACAAAGGUGACAAUACACAUUUACAAGAAAAGGUCAACGAACAAGAGGAAAUUGAUAAGAACAAGAAACGUAAACGACAAGACACCGUCAACAUUCCAGAAGUGCAGCAAAAUGAUGUUGACAACAUCGAAAAUAUUCCAGUGAAAGAAAAAACUAUCAAGAAAAAGCUGAGAAAGGACAGCAAACAUGAGGCUGACGAAAGCAUUUGCCUUCACGACCAAAACGUUGCCAAAAGUGAAAAUGAAGUUGCUGAAAAUGGUGGAAAUGAUGGGAAAUUUAAUUGGCAUGAAGUAAUCAUUUCUCUUUUGCAGAAAAAAGGCAAUGAAUUGCCGUUCAAGCGUUUACAGAAAAAGGUAUUGGGUGAAUAUUCAGAAUAUACAGGGUGUGAAGUUGACGAUCGCAUUGCUGACAAAUUCAUCAAGAAGUUAAGAAGCGCACCUAAAGUAAGAGUUGAUAAGAACAGAGUACUAUUACUGGACGAAUAAAUGUUGUAUGUAUAUAUUGUGUUUAUUAAAGUUGAUCGCACAUCUAUCUAGAGGCGUCGUACUUACCGCAAAAUCGAAUGGUAUGUGUUGACCUCAUUGUUUGCACUGAAAUUCCCUCCUUCGGACUCUAUCCGAAUUUUAGAACCAACUGAAUUAAACGGAUAUUUUUAAAGCAAAUUAGCUUUAAAAAAAACGUGUGCGCCGUCACGGGACGCCUGGCAGAUGUGAAACAUCGAAAUUGUUUUUUGUAUGUAAUUG
Molecule: messenger RNA, 1742 nt
Organism: Pararge aegeria (speckled wood butterfly)
Lineage: Eukaryota; Metazoa; Arthropoda; Insecta; Lepidoptera; Nymphalidae
Product: cell growth-regulating nucleolar protein
Exons: 4
Coding region: 177-1484 (435 amino acids)
Biological process (GO): rRNA processing; negative regulation of transcription by RNA polymerase II
Cellular component (GO): nucleolus
Molecular function (GO): DNA binding
Source: RefSeq, a predicted model, not a curated record